Molecule: messenger RNA, 3309 nt
Organism: Pyrenophora tritici-repentis Pt-1C-BFP
Lineage: Eukaryota; Fungi; Ascomycota; Dothideomycetes; Pleosporales; Pleosporaceae
Source: RefSeq, a predicted model, not a curated record
AUGGCUUUCAAGAGCAGGAUAUCAGCCAUCACGGAUCACACGGAGCCGUCACGGUCAGCGCUCUCAUCACGCGCAUCGAAUACCACAAAUGUUGCGAAUAUAAAGACCCCUGUUAGCCGGCUAAAUAAGAGUGACUUUGCUCGUUCUCGGAGCUGGGCACCUCCAGUCUCUAUCACGCCCGAGUCGAAAGCCUUGGAGAGUAUCAAGGAGCGCCAGUGGAAGCGACAGCCAAAAGAUCAAUGUGGUCCCACCACCAAACCACUUCUCAUUGUCGAUGUUCAUGAUUUCGAGAUCUAUCAUGCACCAACAACUGACAAAAGAGCAUACGAACUUAUCAGCCUACAUUACCUCGAAGUCCCGGUUUCGAAGAAGCUGUGCUUCGACGGGUUCAUUCGUGUGGGCACAGUCAAUCACUACAUCCAAGCAGUGGGAAUUCAAGACUGCUCUAUCGAGGGAUACGGGGAUGAAGAAAAUCCCGGGAUUAUCGCCUACAUACGAUCAUUCGCCUCAAGCAAGGAUCAAUCGCUCGAAAUAUGGUAUCGGCUCAGGAAUGCAACUCCUAACUACCAAAGAUUCCAUGAACCAUUCCUCUGGGUGGCUCAACUCGGCAAGCACGUUCUGGAUUACAUCGAAGAGCAGCCAGUACACUCAGUCACUCUAUUAAGCUUCCGUAAGGCAUUUCAUUCCUGGCUCACUGGCCGGUUUCCUAACAACAACGAGUUUAAACAAUGGCACACAGCGUUUAGACAGCAGAAAGACUUCCGCAUUGCACUUCACGCCUAUAUAGAGUAUUUUUAUCAUCAGGCCUUCAAUCUGUCAACGUCGAAACAACUUCUGAACCAACCAUUAUGGGCCGAAUGCAUGGCUAAAGGUUUGACAUUCGUUAAGCCGCAGCAAGAGAUCCUUGACUAUACCUUGGCUACUCCCGACGUGUAUGCCUGCUUCAAGCACAUGUACUUCGGCGAACAGAUUCGGGAGAGGUGCCCAGUACGAAGUGUACAGCUCGAGCAGGAGCGCAGAAAACGCAAGCUUGGAAUUGCCCAAACCCCACAUGCUUUAGGGUCACGUAACCACCUACACUCGUUGAACAGAUGCCAGCCGUAUGGAGCCUCAUUAGUAAGAGUGGGUGACGUAGUGGUGUUCACACCAGAAAAAAACGAUGGAAUGAUCUGGAAGAACACGUCCUGGGACUGGCUAGCGUACGUCCAGGAUACACAACUCUUAGAUGAUGGUACGCAAAGACUCUACGUACUGUGGAUCUAUCAAAGCUGCGAAACAAAUAUCUACAAAGCGGAAUAUCCCUUCAAGAACGAAGUAUUUCUUUCAGACAACUGCAACUGCACGGAAGGGGAGCUUUUGUCAACAGAUAUCAAGGGCAAGUACAAUCUGGAUUGGUGUCCGCCUUCAAUCGAGAAAGACCGCUUGUUCAUUCGGCAAACCUACAUCACCCAAGAUAGCGCUUUUGUCAGCCUGCGAGACGAGCACAAGACAUGCGUUUGCCGAAAGAAGGAUGUUUUCCUCCAUUGCCCUGGCGAUACGGUCUACAUGGGAAGCACGUUGAAUGAAGAAGAGCCGUUAGAACCAGUUCUCAUCCAUAACAUCCACCAAGCCACUGGCUUAGUCACUGUACGAAGAAUGUCUCGACUUAAGCGCGACUGUGCUGAGAUAGCAACGAGAGCCCACCGCGUGGACAUAGCCCCCAACGAGCUAGUUUUUACCGACCAGUAUGAGACUUUGGCUAUGUCUCGAAUUCAACGGCGUUGUUCUGUAAAGAUUUUGACAAAGUCGGACAUUGAAAGCAACCAGGUGCCCUUCCCUUAUAACCUUGGAGGUGCUGGUGAUUUCUGGUUCAUGGCCAUGGGACUUGUAGAAGCAAACGGCAAGCAGCACCUCGUCUAUCUACAGAACCUUCCUAAGUCAUUCAAGCAAGGCCCUGAUGUUCUCGAGAGGUCUGAAGGAACGCUUAGAGGUCUAAGCAUUUUUAGUGGCGGGGGCUCACUCGACCGAGGACUCGAGGAAGGUGGUGCUGUCAAGAUUCAUACCGCAGUAGACUUCAGCGCUGAAGCUUGUCAUACACAGCGGGCGAACGCACAAGACCCAGAAAACCUCCAUAUAUACUGUGGUUCUGUUGAUGAUUACCUUGACACGGUACUUAGAGGCAAAGAUCAAAAGUUCAUUCCUCGAGUCGGUGAGGUUGACUUGAUUGUUGCAGGUUCUCCGUGUCCAGGAUUCUCUACACUACAGCAGGACUGGCAAAGCUCACAGUCCUUGCGCAACGCCUCGCAUAUCAGUACAUUCUGUUCCUUCAUAGACGUCUACCGACCUCUAUACGGUAUCCUCGAAAACGUAGUCAAUAUGUCAUCCACGCGAAAGGGCUAUGAAGAUCAGAACGUUUUGUCGCAAGUAGUUGCAUCACUUGUUUCUAUGGGCUAUCAAAACCCCCCAGGUUGUGGCUAUAAAGAAGCCGAAAGGCUUGGUCUUAUACCAGAAGCACUGAAAAAGUCUACUAGGAGUGAUGGUAGACCGUACGCGAGGAUUAAAGAGGCUGCUCUCGUACCAACCAUCACUACCACAUCCAACAUGCGAGACAAUUACAAUGGUGCAAGUGUUCACUGGGACCAAGACAGGUCUAUCAGCAUCUUGGAGGCACGGCGUGCACAAGGCUAUCCAGACGACGAGCCCAUCAUUGGCAAGCUCAAAGAACAAUACAAGAUCGUUGGCAAUGGUGUGGACCGGAAGGUAGCUUUCGCAAUGGGUCUUUCGCUAUCUCAGGCCAUCGAAAAAAAUGCAUCUGAUUUCGCCGCCAAUGGGAUGACACCAAGUGCAAGUGAAAUGUAUUCUCUUGCCGAUGAUACAGAGGAUGAGAAAAACGUUACCUCGGCGUUGUCACAGGAGCACCGGUAUUCUGGCUCAGUCGCCAAAAGAGACAGCGAAUACCUUGAAUUAGAUGUCGAUAGGCCAUCAGAAACAUCUCCUCGAACGUCCACGCUAUCACAGACAGAUACUGUCCAAGAAGCACCAGGUCUUCGCAAACGUCUAUCGCAGCAUUUCACCAACAGCAUCGGUAGACUCUCACUACAAUCACCAUCAAAGAACCAGACAUUAUCCAUUCUUACCAAACGCAGAAGAGAGCCGGAUACAGGUGAUGAAGAAAUAGUCACAGUAGAGACUUCUUCGCCCUCAGAGCGUCCAGGGAAACGAGCCAAGCCAAGCCGAAAAUCGCAGUCUUCUGCCGUAACUGCAGGUGAAAGCCAUCGGAAGGAUUCUAUGAGCAGUAGCGGAAGAUCAGCCAGCUCAUCAGCUCAGUGA